AUGGCUUUCUUCCCCACAACCCAAUCCGAAGUCCAAGCAUGGCUUCAAAGGUUCCACUCGGUGAACGAUUCACUCGAUACGUCUAAGAUUGCAGACAUAUACGCGAAGGAUGCAAAAGUGCAGUUCGGCAACAUGCCCGUGAUAGAAGGGCUGGACGGACUGAGGAACUUCUUCGGUCGCUCCUGGGUGACAUUAGAGUCAAUGCAUCAUGAGAUCGAGAGUUUCGAUAUGAUAGAGAAUAGGAUCUAUCAAUCAUGCCAUAUAACAUGGCAGGUGAAAAACGAUCCGGAGAAAGAGAAGGUUGUAGUUCCAGCUAUGGCAGUCAUCCACUUGGUGAAAUCCGGUGAGGAAAAGGGCUUGAUUAAUCGUGCCGCAUACUAUAUGGAUGGGUCUCCCUUGAAAGCAGUAUAUCAGAGAUUGUCGUAG
Messenger RNA from Annulohypoxylon maeteangense, 426 nucleotides. RefSeq lists its product as uncharacterized. Bases 1 to 426 code for a protein of 141 amino acids. NCBI's taxonomy places the organism in Eukaryota, Fungi, Ascomycota, Sordariomycetes, Xylariales, Hypoxylaceae. The transcript has 3 exons. The record is from RefSeq and is a predicted model, not a curated record.